AUGGAGGAGCUGAUCAGCAGCGGACUGGCGGGGAUGGACAUAUCCAUCCUCCACGGGGGCGAGGGCGAGGGCGAGGACGAGGGCGAGGAUGCCAGUGCCACCAGAGAGCAGAGGGAGGAGAAGAUGAAGGAUGUGAGGAGGGAGAACCAUGAUGAGUAUAUUAACAGCACACCUCCUCCAUGUCCAUCAAGUCUUGGUCCCACGCGCUUUACAUUCGGAUCCAUCCCGAGCUACGCGAGACCUCAUUGUACCAUGCAGAUCUUCAGCGUUCGGGUGGCUGACCUGGAAGACGGCCUCCAGUGGCCGCUGCAUGUCCACGGCCUGGUCGCCGCCAGGGACACCUCGGAUCACAAUCGCAACUUCCUCUUCAACCGCACCAGGGAUAACUGCCAGGUCCUCACCCAACAGGAUCCAUACCUACUGCUGACAGGCCCGUCGCGCGCGAUCGUGAUCAUCGACCCGAUCACGAUUGAGUUCCAGCUGAAGGUGAAGAGCAAGAUGUACCCCGAAGAGGACGAGAUGCUGGCCUUUGGGAUCUUCAACUACCCCCAGACCUACCUUGCCACACAUGUGAUCCGCUCUCGUAUCCUCUGCGACCGGUGCACGAUCGAGCUUGCCUAUGCGCCGCUGGACCCCUCGGUCGAGGCGACCGUCAUCGGUGUCCGGAUCAUCGACGGUGUCUGGCCAGAGGGUCUCCGAGGGCGCGUCGUCACCGAGGUCACAACCGUGAGGGAAGGGGAGGUGCUGCUGCUUGACUCCCGGGACGGGAAGAUGCCGAUCAGCCCUUCGACCGGCGUGGUCGAGCUCUCGAGGCGCGUCGUGUCAGUGGACCUCGAGGGGGGGAAGCUGGUUGUCUCCGUGGUGGCGUCCCCUCAGACCGCUGGCAAAGAAGACGGCGAUGAUGGUGGUGGCGCUGCCGUCGUUGUUGCGCGAGGCGAGGCCGUGUUCGCGCCGAAGAGGGCCGGCACGAGCAGUGGCACCUGCGAUCUUGGCUUCUGCAAGGUGGAGGUUGCUGUUGCAUGGUCCCUUGUUUCGAGCUUGUGGAAUGAGCGGCGCGCCCUCGCGAAACUCGCGGAGGAGAGGCCAUGAAUGAGUGUUCUUUGUGUUCCUGUGUACU
Aegilops tauschii subsp. strangulata is the source of this 1117-nucleotide messenger RNA. RefSeq lists its product as uncharacterized. The record is from RefSeq and is a predicted model, not a curated record. NCBI's taxonomy places the organism in Eukaryota, Viridiplantae, Streptophyta, Magnoliopsida, Poales, Poaceae.